GCAGAGUGAGCAGAGAGGAGAGGCAGGCAGGAUCCAAUUUGGGUUCAGGGGGAGAGACAGAGGAGGAGACAGCGAGUCAGAGAGCGAGGAAGAGGCAGAGAAAGCAGGAGCCCGAGGUGGAAGACGCUCAGGGGAAGUCAUGGCUCUGCGACGUUUGGCAACUUGUCUCCUGUCUGGAUUAGACUUGAAGAAACCCACUGGUCUGUAGCAGCAGCAGCAGCAGCAGCAGCAGCAUCACCACUCCUGUCCGUCACCAUGCCGUCUGUGUCCCUCAGCCUGCCCUCCGCUCUGGCUGGACCUGCACGCACCUGGGUCUGCCUGUCCUGCAUGUUCUGGCCAGAGGAGUUGGAGGCUCUUCAUUCCCACACGUUCCGGGUGAAGACGUUCAAGAAGGCCAAGCACUGCAGCGUCUGUAAACAGAGCAUCGUCCAGGACGGACUCGUCUGCCGAGUGUGCCGAAUUGCUUGCCACAAGAAAUGUGAAGUCAAGGUGUCUUCCUCUUGUGUUCCAGCAACAAACUAUGAGCUGGCGCCGAGCAGUGACCUCCCUCUCAAACAUGUAGACACCAUGGGCUCAACAAAAUCCACAAAGAGCAUGGAGUCACGGCGCCGACCAUCAAGGAGCGCCAGUCUGCUGCAGGCCCUGGAGGAGAGCUACGAGCUGGACCUGAUCUACAUCACCGAGAGGAUCAUCUCCGUCUCCUUCCCCAGCAGCGUGGACGAGCAGAGCUACACCGCCAACCUGCAGGAGGUGGCCUCCAUGCUGCGCUCCAAACACGGCCACAACUACCUGCUCUUCAACCUCAGUGAGAAGCGUUAUGACAUCAGCCAACUUAAUCCAAAGGUGUUGGACUUUGGCUGGCCGGACCACCACGCUCCCGCCCUGGACAAAAUCUGCAGCAUCUGCAAGGCCAUGGACACUUGGCUGACCGCGGACAGCCACAACGUGGUGGUCAUACACAACAAGGGCAACCGGGGCCGAACUGGAGUGGUGGUGGCCGCCUACAUGCAUUACAGCAACAUAUCUGCAAGCGCCGACCAGGCUCUGGACCGGUUCGCCAUGAAGCGCUUUUACGAGGACAAAGUGCUUCCUGUGGGUCAGCCAUCGCAGAAAAGGUAUGUGGAGUACUUCAGCGGCCUGCUCUCCGGACACAUCAAGAUCAACAACAAACCCUUGUUUCUUCACCACGUCAUCCUGCACGGGAUCCCCAACUUCGAGUCCAAAGGAGGUUGUCGUCCAUUUCUCAAAAUCUACCAGGCCAUGCAGCCCGUCUACACAUCUGGGAUCUAUAAUGUUCAGGGCGACAGCCAGACAAGCAUCUGCAUCACUAUCGAACCUGGUCUUCUUCUGAAAGGGGACAUCCUGCUCAAGUGCUACCACAAGCGCUACCGCAGCCCGUGCCGAGACGUGAUCUUCCGGGUGCAGUUUCACACGUGUGCUGUUCACGACCUGGGGAUCGUCUUUGGGAAAGAUGAGCUCGACGAGACGUUCAAAGAUGACAGGUUUCCAGAGUAUGGAAAAGUGGAGUUUAUUUUCUCCUUCGGGCCAGAGAAGAUACAUGGUCAAGGUAUGGAUCACCUGGAAAACGGGCCGAGCGUGUCGGUGGACUACAACACACAGGAUGCCCUGAUUCGCUGGGACUCGUAUGAAAACUUCAACCAGAGCUGCGAGGACACCGCAGACGAAGUCAUCCAUACCCAAGGGCCCCUGGACGGCAGCCUCUACGCCAAAGUCCGCAAAAAGGAGGCUGUUGAAGGAACAGUCACAGCGAAUGGCCUUCCUCCCACUGCUGCUGAACAUGCCCUACCCGUGGUGGACCACGCCUUAUCAGUGAGCAGUGACUCAGGAAACUCUACCGCCUCCAUCAAAACUGACAGAACUGAUGAUGCGGCAGCAGCCCCUCAUGUAUCCACAGUGAGCCAGACACACGUCCCUGUGGUUGAGGAGUCAUCCUCGGUCCAUCGCCUCACGCCACCUGCCCAACAACCAAUCAGUCCCCAAGAGAAACAGGAGCUGGAGCAGCUUCUGAGUGGACUGGAGGGGCCCAUGCACCGACAGGGCUACCUGUCCCCCCCGACAUCUGCUGUUGGAGGGAUGCUUCACCUGGUGCCUGCCCAGGUCCACGUUAAUGGGCACAAUAGCGUUGACCGUGAAACAGACAUUUUAGAUGAUGAGCUUCCUACCAGUCAAGAGGGCAACAGUGUGGACAGUCUAGGGACAUUCUCCUCCACAGACGGGAGGGCCACACCAGCCGAUCUCUACUACCAGUCAGAGUCACUGAUCAAUGGUCAGGACCAUGUGCCAUAUCUGGAGCGCAGUGCUCCAGAAAAGCCUCUGGAGACCGUCCAGCCACAGGUUGGCAGAUCCGACAAACCUGUCACUUUAAGCCAAAGUGAUUCAGCCCCAUUAUCGGUUACAUACAUGGCCACCCAGAAUGGCAGUGUGUACCGCUCUCAGUCAUUUGGUGAAGAACCAAAGUCUAUGCCACCAGCUCCUGCUCGCACUACAAGUAGCAGGGAUGCCGUCCAGCGUGGUAUUAAUGUUUGGCAGCGGUUCGGUGUACCGGAGGAGCCAGUAACUGAAGGAUUUACUUUUAGUCCACCUCCCUCUGUAGCAGUGAUGCCCAGUCACCACAGCCUCCCACAGUUCCCUCAUCGCCAGAGCGCCUCCCAGCAAGAGAUUGAGCAAUCUAUCGAAACCCUUAAUCUCCUCAUGUUGGACCUGGAUCCAGCUGGUUCACCGGUGCCAAAGUCCCAAAGUGCUCCACUGUGGGAAAACAGUGUUGUAGUGACCACACAGCCGUCCUUCUCCCAGAGCCAAACCAGACCCUCCUACCAGGGUGAGUCUGCGAUUCACUUUUCAGGUCCCGUGUCACCAGCUCAGAUGUCAGCUGGAAAACCUACGACACCAGAGCCUCCACCUGUCCAUGGAUCACUGAGUUACAUCUCUGAAACCACUGGAGCAAGUCCUCCCUCACAAGCCUCCCCUACUGUAGCGGGCCACUUCCAGCUGAAGCCCAUCAACACCUAUCCACCGAGCACACUGUCCCAUUCUGCAGAGGUGUCUGAGCCCCAGAGAAGCGCUGCAUCAGCAUCACCUCAGCCAAUAGAGAGUGAGGCCAAUGAAGACUUCAACGUGGAAGGUCUGGUGGCUCAAAGAGUGGCUGAAUACUCGGCUCGUGUCCAACGUGUCAUCCCCAGCAUGACCUCUUCUCAGUCUGAGCACCGCCGUUCUCACUCCCACCUGGGUGUCCAGGCCCGUGUGCUGUCCCUGGACGAGACCGCGACUCUGCCUCGCCAUCGCCUCGCCAGCGACGGCCACUAUCAGAACGGUCCGGACGACGACCCCUCCCCUGAUGUCCCAGUUCGUUCCCCUGUGCGAUGUGUUUCUCCAGAGUUUGUCAAUGCGUUAGCGAUGAACCCCGGAGGGCGGCCGAAGGAGAGAAAUAUGCACAGCUACCGGGAGGCCUUCGAGGAAAUGGAUGGAGGCCCCAUUAGUCCUUCACUCACAAUUGGUGGUGAGGUGUUUCCCCAAACCCCUGACUUCCCCAUCUCGCCGCAAACCCCUUACUUCAACCUGUGUCGGUCCCCUCCUGGUCUUGCCAAGACUCCACUGUCAGCCCUGGGGUUGAAGCCCCACAACCCAGCAGAAAUCCUCCUGCAUCAAACUGGCUCAGCACCAAGAAGCUACGUGGAGUCUGUGGCGAGGUCGGCAGCGGGAGGUGGAGAGGCGCCCACGUCACCUCUGAGCCUCAGCCCACUGGGAGAGACCACAAACCAGCAGAGGAGUCUGAGUCCCUCCGCCCACACACUGAACCCUCCUCUGUCCAGCAGCAGUCCCAUCCAGAGCUCUCAAGAUGACCAUCCUUUAGCAGAGAGCAGUGUUAGCACUCCGUCCCAACCCACUACUGAUUCAGGCUUCCGCUCCCAGGCUACAGACAGCGCCUACCCCACUCCUACCCCCUCCUAUCAAGCAGUGAACACUCCCACCUCUUCCUACUUGGACUCCAGCUCUCCAGCCUCCUUCUACCAUGGCACUACCACCCCUACACUGUCUUACCUUGGCCCAAACACUCUCCUGGGGAUCUAUGGGGCCUCGGACUCAAGCUCGCACACCUCAGAACCCCCCCAGAACACACUCAGCCAUGGAGGUCCCCAUGCACUGCAACGGACCAUCUUUGGCUCCACUCACAGCUCCGUCCUGCAGCAGCACUCGAGUGCUAACCAGGACGGUUCAAUCAUGUGUCAGCAAACAUCAACAGCUAAUGGUUAUGAUGUGGGCGUGCCGGGUCACAUGCCAGGUGGCAGUCCCAUGCUGGGUCGGCGUCUUUCACCGGGGGCUCAGAAUAGCCCCGUCCUCAGCAGACAGGUCUCGUUGGGUCAGGGGUCUCAGCGGAGCCCGGUCCUCAGUCGACAGCCAUCCCUGGGUCAGCCCAUGCAGAGCAGCCCCGUACUCAGCAGACAGCCCCAAGGAAGUCCGGUUUUGGGCCGUCACCCGUCUGUGUCGCAGGUGUCCCAGAGAAGCCCCAGUUUGGACCGUCACCCCAUGCACAGCGGCUACACCACCCCAGACGAGAGGCACGGGAACCUGUCGAGGCAGAGCAGCUCCUCAGGCUACCAGGGACCACCCACUCCCUCCUUCCCCAUCUCGCCUGCAGGCUUCCAGGAUGGGGGGGUGAUGGGGAUGGGUGUAGGGUUCAGGCAGGGUAGCCCAGCCCCUGGCUUCCAGCCCCAGCUUCCAGAAAAGAGGCGCAUGUCCAGUGGUGACCGACCGAAUGGAGCCUAUGGCACACUGAACGGGAAGAUAAUGCCUCCAGUGGCUGGAGGAAGCACUCUGGGAUACUUCCACACCCUGUCGGACUUCUCCAGGUUCAAUAUUCCCGAUGGAAGUCCUGAGAGCAAACUGAAUGUCAAGUUUGUCCAGGACACGUCCAAGUACUGGUACAAGCCAGACAUUUCCAGGGAGCAAGCUAUUGGCCUGCUGAGAGAGAGGGAACCUGGAGCCUUCGUAAUUCGGGACAGUCACUCGUUCCGGGGGGCCUACGGCUUGGCAAUGAAGGUGGCCUCUCCGCCGCCCUCCGUGCAUCAGAACAAGAAAGGGGACGUCAGCAACGAGCUGGUGAGGCACUUCCUGAUCGAGAGCAGCCCGAAAGGAGUGAAGCUGAAGGGGUGUCCCAACGAGCCUUACUUCGGUUGUCUGUCGGCGCUGGUCUACCAACAUGCCAUCACGCCACUGGCCCUGCCCUGCAAGCUACUCAUCCCCUCCACAGAUCUCCUGGAGGAAGCACCGGCGGUCGCGACCACAAACCCGCUGGUCGAGCGGCUGAAACAAGGAGCAGUGCAGAGGGCCCCUGCUGACUCCCAUGCAUGCAACGUGCUCUACAUCAACUCAGUGGAGAUGGAGUCCCUGACGGGGCCUCAGGCUGUUGCCAAGGCCAUAUCUGAGACGCUGGCUGCCGCUUCUCCGCCCGCCGCCACCGUGGUGCACUUCAAGGUGUCGUCUCAAGGCAUCACGCUGACGGACAACCAGAGGAAGCUUUUCUUCCGACGCCACUACCCGAACAACACUGUCACGUUCUGCGAUAUUGACCCUCAGGACAGGAAGUGGAAGAAGCCUGAGGGAGGAACAUCCAAGCUGUUUGGCUUUGUGGCGCGCAAGCAGGGAAGCACAACCGACAACGUCAGCCACCUCUUCGCUGAGAUGGACCCCGACCAGCCCGCCAGCGCCAUCGUCAACUUUGUCCUGAAGAUGAUCGCCGCGCAGAAACAAUGAGCGCCAUCAGCAAACCCAUGUUUUUUUUUUAUGCCUUCGGUUAUUUUCUUUCCUUUUAACCACAGACACUUACUUUUCUGAUUUGGAGAAAAUUAGCCUUUGGUUUGACGCGCCACCUUAUUUUUCCUGCUCUGUAAGGCAAAUGUGUGUGUGUGUCUGUGUGUGUGUGUGUGAGUGAAUGAAAGGGGGCAUGACAGAGAGUGUGUGUGUGGUGUGUUUGCGUGCAUGUGGCUUGCGUGCAUGUGCUUUUCUUCUCGGACGGACUCCAGAAUGAACCAGAGGAAGUGCAGGAUGGGGAGUGGCUGUGUGCGACAAUGGGACGGGGGGGGUGUGAUUUCAUUCUCCCUGGCAGGGUAACUCACGAACAGGAAGAGGGAAUGACAUGAUGUGUGCAACUGUUAUUAUUUUUUAGCAAUUGUUUCAUUUUAAUUUUUUUAAAAGAAGAAGAAGAAGAAGAAGUCAAGUUGAGUGAUGUAAAGGAGGAUUGUUUAUCUAUCAGGCUUUUGACUGGUCAACCAAAGAUUUUUUUUUUAAAAAAGCAGUCAGGGCAGGUAUAGCGUGCCGUCGUCGGAGGGGCAGAAGUAUUCUUUUUGUAAAACAAAUAUGGCUGCUUAAUCAAAACUUACUGAACUGUUUUUUUUUUUUUUGUUCCUGUAUGUACUGAUACUGUAGCUCCGUUCGGCGCCGGGCGGCAAACCAUGUCCUCGUUUGGACAUUUCUUUGCGGCUGGUGAGGUUGUGUGUAAAUAUUCUCGGCUGCUUUCUGAGUGGGACUGUUCUAGACGACGUUUGGUGCCUGACUUGUUUUUCUAAUGCGGAGCUUUUUAAGAAAAAGAAGAGCAUAAAACUCAUGUGGGCUGACUUCAAUAUGCAAAUAGCCAGACUUUUGAAAAAAAACAAACAAACAAACAAAAGGUUAGUCAAGACGAGCUUCCUGUCGGCCUCCAUCCUCUGUUCUGCACGUAGCAACUCGAUUCUGCUCACAGCUCGACCUCGAGUUGUUUUGCGAGGGGCCGAUCUUCUGAGAAAAGUUUGAUCGUGCUAUCCCGCUCUUCAGUUUCCUGCCUCGAAAAAGUUUCCGUCAAUCGAGAGAAGCUCCUUUUGCGUCGGGCCGGCCAAAACUGUUAACACUCACACCCUACCCAAAAGUAAGCUAUACUUAUAAAUAUACAUAUAUAGAUAUAUAUAUAUAUAUAUAUAAAAAAAACUUUCAAAACAGUGACUUAAGAUAUUUAUUUUUUUGCUUUGUUGCUCUUGUUAUCGUGUAUACAUGUAUUAUAUAAGUAUACAUCAAGAUUACUGAAAAGCGAGAAGAGAAAAGUUGCUUUUUUUAUUUUGGCUAAAGUCAAGAGCGUUGACGUAUAUAUAAGGUGUAAAGUGUGUGCUUUUAAAAAAAGUGUAUCACUGUUGUUUUUUGAAUGUUUUUGUUUUUUUUCCACAGCAUUACUUCCUUUUGUUAACAUUCUCGUUUUCUCGGGGAGGCGUUUUGUUGUUGUUGUUGUUGUUGAUUUUCUUUUUUGUAAGAGGGGAAAUAUUUUGUAUGAAAGAUUGUUGUUACUGAAGUCCAAAUUGGAGUUUUCCUAAAGUGAUGCAAGCAACGUUUGUUUUAUUAACUUAAACCUGCCUGGAAAAAUACAUUGUCCAAGUUUAGCACUUAAAAUGUUAAAGUAUUAUCGGUGUGUUUCUACAGCAAAUAAGACGAGAUGUGGACUUUGAACACGCCCCCGGUUCACGUCAUCGAUGCAGAAGGAAGAAGAGUUUGAUCCUCAGACUCUUCUUUUUUUUAUUAUUUUUUAAAAGGGAGUCAGUUCAGUCAUUAGCUGCUGCCCUCAUGUGGUGAAGAGCGAUCAUUACAAAAGGAACCCACUUUUAUUCUAAGACAGUGUUUUAGCUGUUAUCACGGCAGGUUGGAUUGUUUGGGGGUAAAUUUGAUCACUGAGAAAAAUGAACUAAAACAUGAAUUUGAAUUGUGAUUCCCGAUGCGUUCUUUGUAAAUUGUCUUUGCCCAUUCGAGCCCCGUUGGAGAACUGAGUGUGCAGAGGUCACGUCUCUUUUCCUUUUUGCCUGACUGCAGCAUGAUGUAAAAAUAGUGAGAUGAAGUUUAGUAUUGGGGGCGUCAUUAACUCAAAUGUACUUCUACACAACUAAAAUAAAAAAAUACAGCACUUACAGGGCUUUUUAAAAAAAAUAUCUGACAAGAAUCUUCCAUUAUUUAUUAGAAAGAAUCUGCACGCUCACGUCAGCCAGUAACCUGCUGACUGGAACCAGUACCCAGUGUCCUCACGUCCUUUCAGAUCCAUGCCCACAUGUAGUUAUCAUCAGGUUUUCGGUUCCCCCGUGACGACCGUGUCUUGACAGAAGAAUCUAUAUUCUAUAUUUUUGCCUACGAAACGCUCGUUGAGAGAAGAGGGGAACUUCCUCCUCCUCCUCCUCCUCUUCAAACUGAAUGUUGGAAACUCCAGUGGCGUCUGCCCACUUCGACAGAUCAGUGCGGACUGUUGGAAUGUGUGUGAAUGAGCUACUGUGCCUGUAUAGAGCUUUGUUACUUUUGGUUUGCUACAGUGUAUGGCUUUUACUAUUUCUGAUGGAAAAAAAAAACACAUUAAAAAGCAGUACAAAUCAAAAAA
Molecule: messenger RNA, 8398 nt
Organism: Hippoglossus stenolepis (Pacific halibut)
Lineage: Eukaryota; Metazoa; Chordata; Actinopteri; Pleuronectiformes; Pleuronectidae
Gene: tns1b
Product: tensin 1b
Exons: 34
Coding region: 256-5772 (1838 amino acids)
Biological process (GO): fibroblast migration
Molecular function (GO): protein binding
Source: RefSeq, a predicted model, not a curated record